CACAUUGCGCGCCGUUUCGUACGCGUGUAAACGAUUAUUGUAUUUUAUUGUUGUUAUCGUCAUAGUUCACACGUCGUUAUAGGUAGGUGUUGUAAAUUAUUAUUGUGUCAUAUUAUUUACGUUGUCGCGUACGACGACCAUCAACCGUUCGUUCAGGGGAGACGCGUCGACUGUUAAAAAAUAAUAAAAAAUAAACUAAAACUCGAAUUUCGUUUGAAUCGUGCGUCGUGCAUAAUAUAAUAUAUGUAUUUACAACGCAAUGCAUGACGUGUAUGUGCGUAGAUCGUAAAUUCGCGAUACUCGAGUGUGACUUCUGCACGUGAAACUUAUCGCUACAACCAGGUCAGUGUACAGACGCUUAUCAUUUGGAUGCGAGCGUAAUUACAACGGCGACUGUGGAAAAAUCAGGGGCGCAAUGCCCGGUGGUGGUGGUGGUGGUAGUGGCGGCAGCGGUGGCGGCAACAGUCAACAGCAUAGGCUAGACACGAUGACCAUGUUACGGCGGAGAAACCGCAGUAACCGCGGACGGUUGGUCCGUUGGGAACGGGUGUCCGAGUGGACAGGAACCGCGCAUGUCACCGCCUGGGACGUGAUCGUCCGUGAUUCGUUACUACACAUCGCUUGGCCUAUGUCAUUGGGAUCCGAGCCGGUCGGACCUCCACUGGACCAGUUGUACGUUACCGGAUCGUCGUCUAAUGAUCUCAUAUCUCGACGUGGUGUGUUCAGCAGGCGUCACUAUGGUUCUGUUGAAUUGUUGCCUCAACUGGAUGCAUCUGGACAAGAUCCUGGAGGAAGAAGAUUUCGUAUCGAAAAUGGUGACUCUCUUGGAGAAAAAGAAGAGAUAUUUGGAUCUCCUUGUACUCCAGUUCUAGAAAAUCCAGAAUUUCAGACACGGUGGUACUUUAAAUAUUUUUUGGGAAAAUUGCACCAGAAUUAUGUAGGAUCGGAUGUGGAUAAGUUUCCAUUUUUUUUAUCCGUUGUACUAACGGAUGCUAAUCAUCAGUGCGUGCCUCAGUAUAGAGCAAUCUUAUGGCGCAAAACGGGAGCACAAAAAAUCCUAUUACCUCAUACACCACACAAGCCAAUGACAGUCAAGCAAAUAUUAAGCAACUUUCCAGCAAUGGAUAAGUUAGAAAAAGGUCCAAAGGAAAUAUUUUCUCCGGAAAUUCAAAAGGAUUUGUUGCUUUUGGAAGAGCAAGAAGGAUCAGUAAAUUUCAAAUUUGGCGUGUUGUACACCAAACCAAGCCAACUAACCGAUGAUGAGAUGUUAAGCAACGAAAAUGGCAGCGAGGAAUUCAAUCAGUUCAUAUCGUUAUUGGGCAAUCGAGUACGUCUAAAAGGAUGGGAUAAAUACCGAGGAGGAUUGGACGUAAAAGGCGAUAUGACGGGCGAAUAUUCGGUGUACACGAUUUACGAAGGACAUGAAAUCAUGUUUCACGUAUCCACGAUGUUGCCGUAUUCGAAGGACAACCGACAGCAGGUGGAACGCAAACGUCACAUUGGAAACGACAUUGUCAACAUUGUGUACGUGGACGGGGGUGCGACACAAAUGUCUCAAUUCAACCCCGCGUUUAUCAAGUCACAGUUUACACAUGUUUUUGCGUUAGUUGCAUAUGAUUCGUCGGACAACAGCUAUAAACUGGUGGUUUACUCCGAAGAAUCUGUACCACUAUUCGGUCCAUCGCUACCGUGUCCUCCGGUCUUUAAAGUGCCUCAAGAGUUCAGGGAAUUUCUCAUUGUCAAAAUGAUAAAUGGUGAAAAAGCCACGUUCAAUACGCCGACAUUUGCAAAAAAACGAGAACGAACACUUGACAUGCUCAUUAAAGACCUGUACUCAGACUACAUAUCGGAUUCUAGUAAAGGGGCGAUGUUGAACAGACGAGCGUUCAGCGACGUACUGCCAGAUCCGCCACGCAGCUCGCGGCGCAAGGAAGAGGCCCGGCAGGUGGAGUUCGUGCGGAUCGGCCAGGCGCUCAAACUGGAUACCAUCGUCAAAGGGGAUGCGCCCACCAGCCUCGCCACCACGGGACUCUUCAAGCGGGCGCCCUGGGAGCCGCAGUGCUUCUACCCUGACUUUGGUCACGACAUCGUGUGCGGGGACUCGUGGGCUGACAGCCGACUAAUCAUCAGCACUGACAACAGUGGAGUGUUUGUAAUCGAAGACGGCGUAUCUCAGAGGCAAAUCUUCGACAAGACGAUACAAGCCAAUCAGUUGAACGUCGUAGAAGCUCACGGUAUCCUUUUGUUCAGGACCGAAAAGGGUCGUGACAGCAAGAUAUACGUAUUCAGAUUAUCUGAGUUCGAUGCGGACAUCCUGACCGAAGUAAAGAGUAAACCAGACCUCAAAGACCAUAAACUAGAACGCACCAGGGGCUGCAGUAUGUACGCGAUUAGUAAACCCGGCGGUUCGAGACUCAAAAUGGUAAUCUGUGUAAAUCGCAAAUUGACACUGAUGCAAUGGAAACACUCAGCCGCCUGGACAGCUUGGUGUCCGGCCAGCGAUACGGACACGGUCGAAGGGUUCAUGUAUCUGAGGGAAUUCCAAAUCGCCGAACAGCCAUCGAUAAUAACGCUGAUUGAGUCGGCGGUCGGUGGUAACUCGGACACGUGCAGUAUUUGCGUUGGGUACAAACAUCAGUUCGACAUCAUCACCGAUGGAUCAGGCACCGCCCAACGAUUGUUUGCGGUUCAAGAAGGCACCAAAGCUCACUUGGUGUCUGCCACUGAUCUCUACGAAGACGAGGAGCCCGAGUUGCUAUUAUGCUAUAACAACACUUGUCAUUUUCAAAAACUCAGUGAGACAAACAAUACAACCGAAUUUGAUUUCCAUUGGAAUUCCAUUCCGAAGGAUAUAGUGUGUUCUUUUCCAUACAUCAUAGCAUUUACCACGGAUACAAUGGAAAUCAGACUUAUAAUCAAUGGCAAUUUAGUCCAGACUAUGGCCAUGCCGAAAUUAAAAUUAAUUUGUUCCAAGAAUGACAUAUAUUUUGCAACUACUGCUCCAGAAUUUUUCCACGGGAAAAUGGAGAGACUGCAAAUGGACCAACAAAAAGCCGAACGAGAGAGCAUGUCACCGCCUGCUUCGCCACACUUAUCUCCGGAAACGAAACCACUUCGUCUUUACCGAAUACCUUUGAACGCGCUCACCGGCGUGGUCGGCCCGUGUGACCGGAAAUGCAUCAACGAGGCCGACGAUUCGAACGAGAACAAGACCGUCGAAAACCUCAAACUGACGGAAAGCAAGUCCCGGACGUCGGCGAGCAGAAGUUGCACAGCAUCGCCGACGACUGGUCUGAACGCCACUAAUCUGCUGCUGCACAAGACAUAAACAUUCCAACGGUCAUUACACGCAAUAUAAUUAAAAAAAUAUUUUAAUGCGUAUACUCUCCAUAAUAUUUUUAAAUUGUUGUUACCGCGCAUUAAUCGGGGGCAUAUUCAAGCGGCCGUCCGCCACCGCCACUGAUCAUCUACUGUGGUUGUCCACAAACCCGGUGGAAAAUUUUUUUUUUUUUUUUUUGGAUUAAACUAAAAAAAAAAAAAUCUAAUCCCGCCAUCCACACGAAUACCGUAUACCUAUAUUAUAAUCAAACUACCAUCGUGGAGGAGAAGCGCGUCAUUUAUAUCAUAAUGCGGUGUCAAUUCAGACCAAGUGCAUUCGUGCCAAAAUCGCUUAGAUAUGCCACCUACUAAAAUUAUUAUUAUUAAGAUUAUUAUUAUUAUUAUUAUUAUUUUUUUUUUUAAUU
Melanaphis sacchari is the source of this 3743-nucleotide messenger RNA. RefSeq names its product GTPase-activating Rap/Ran-GAP domain-like protein 3. Lineage: Eukaryota; Metazoa; Arthropoda; Insecta; Hemiptera; Aphididae. The transcript is spliced from 23 exons. Gene Ontology annotation, molecular function: GTPase activator activity. Gene Ontology annotation, cellular component: cytoplasm. Gene Ontology annotation, biological process: activation of GTPase activity; regulation of small GTPase mediated signal transduction. Bases 416 to 3328 code for a protein of 970 amino acids. The record is from RefSeq and is a predicted model, not a curated record.